Cyclopterus lumpus (lumpfish) is the source of this 1567-nucleotide messenger RNA. RefSeq names its product YEATS domain containing 4 (gene yeats4). Gene Ontology annotation, biological process: regulation of DNA-templated transcription. The coding region runs from base 194 to 874 and encodes 226 amino acids. NCBI's taxonomy places the organism in Eukaryota, Metazoa, Chordata, Actinopteri, Perciformes, Cyclopteridae. The record is from RefSeq and is a predicted model, not a curated record. The transcript has 7 exons.
CGUGCAUUUUAAGACGUUACACUCGUCACUUCCGGCUGUUGUUUGGCUGGUUGUUUGAAAUGAGAAGGCUGGCUGUAUAAAGCCUAUUUUAAAUGCUUGAAUGGCAGGUUUAUUCCACGGGGAUACACGCUGUGGAACAAGAAGAGUCCUAUAGAGUGUGCUACGGGAUCUACUUCACUCUUUCGACCGUACUAUGUUUAAAAAGAUGACUGAAUUUGGUCCAGAUUCCGGGGGGAGAGUUAAGGGAAUAACCAUCGUGAAGCCCAUUGUGUUUGGGAACGUUGCCCGUUACUUUGGGAAGAAGAGAGAGGAGGAUGGACACACACACCAGUGGUCUGUCUAUGUGAAGCCUUACAGAAAUGAGGAUAUGUCUGCUUACGUGAAGAAGAUCCAGUUCAAGCUUCAUGAGAGCUAUGGUAACCCUCUGAGAGUGGUGACCAAGCCUCCAUAUGAGAUUACAGAGACGGGCUGGGGGGAGUUUGAGAUCAUCAUCAAGAUCUUCUUCAUUGACCCCAAUGAGAGACCCGUGACUCUGUACCAUCUGUUGAAGCUGUUCCAGUCAGACUCCAGUGCAAUGCCGAAGAAGACGGUUGUCUCUGAAUUCUAUGAUGAAAUGAUCUUCCAGGAUCCUACGGCCAUGAUGCAGCAGCUGCUGACGACUUCAAGACAACUCACCCUGGGUGCAUACAAGCAUGAGACUGAAUUCAUUGAGCUGGAACAGAGGACCAAGGAGAAAAUGGAGGCAGCAAAGAAGAGAACCAGCCAGGAGAUUACAGAGCUGAAAGACAAACUAAAAGCCAGCAGAGAAAACAUCAACCAGCUGAAGGCAGAGAUCAGGAAACUGGAGGAGGAUGGAGACCACAAGGAGCACUGAGACAUGGACAAAUGCACACAAAGUGAUAAAAAAGAAGAAGCCAGCCAUUGUUGUUUUUAUUUGUUUUUAUUUUUUACUUUUACACUGUCUCUCAACAUCACAAAGCUCAGAGAAGACAUAAGUAUCCCCCACCGUCAUAUGUUUUUACUGCCGAACUGAAAAAAGAUAUUUCAGAACUGUGUUGUAUUGUCAGCGGUUUUGCUUGUGGCUGAGAAAAGGACGUUAUUCACCUUGUCAUGGUGUUUUUUUUCUACCCACACAUUGCAGGAUCAGUCAAGAAUGACAAAAUAUAUGUAAUUUUCUGAAAUGUUUUCCAACAUUAACCCUAUCCAGUCAUCUCUAUGACAUUGAUCCUGUUUGAAGGCUUUUUCAUGCACCACUCUGAGGUCAAUCAACAGUUUUGAAUAAGAAAGGCUCAUUUGUUCUGUUUUUUAAUUUUUUAUUUACUGAUCUUUCAGUUUUCUAUAUAAAGUUAACAUGUUUUCAGGAUUGUCUGUAAAUGUCUCUUCUGUUGUGAUCAUUUGGGUUUGAUGAGGGUUGAUUCAUAAAACAUAAUAGAAUACAGGCGUACACAUCCACUGUAACGAAGAUUUAAGUAACUCCUAUAAUCCAUAUGGAGUGAGACUUACUGUAUGCCAGUAUGACGCAAGAGUUUCUCUGUGCAAAGACUAUUAAAGCAUCACCAUAAACUUA